Molecule: messenger RNA, 2950 nt
Organism: Linum trigynum
Lineage: Eukaryota; Viridiplantae; Streptophyta; Magnoliopsida; Malpighiales; Linaceae
Source: the annotation of a GenBank genome assembly
ACCACUUCCUCUACAAUCUGAUUAGACUGGACUAAUUCCUCACUCUCUGCCGAGAUUAACUUCCUAAUGGCCCUCUUAGAAUUCCUAAUUUUAACAGCUUGAUGAAAGAAAGAAGUACUCUUAUCCCUCACUGCUAAUCAAGAGAUUCUAAUUUUUUGCCAUCAGAAACUUCCAUAAUUACGAGAACAACUUUCUAACGUAAAGUAAUGAGUUGUGAUUUCAAAUUUAACUAAUGAUCGAAAAACACAGGGAUGGGAUACGGUGACAACUCCUAAGGGGGUUGUCAAAUUGACAACCAAUGGUAUUUUGGGUAUAAAAAAGGAAUAUAUUAAUUAUCUUUUUUGUAUUAAUCUGAUUGGGAAUUAAAAACCCACAUUAAAUACAAUUUUUUUUAAAUUUAAAUCAUAUACAUUAAUAUCUCUAUCUCUCUCUCUCUUCCUUUCUCCUGCGGCCACUCCGCUUCGAUGGACAGACUUUUUCUCCGGCGAAUUCUCUCCAGCAGACUCCCUCCGGCAACCUGAAAAAUGUACCAGUGCGUUAAAAAGUAUACCAAUCCAUUAGUCUACUGGUAAUAAAUAUACCAAUGCUAGUGGUACGCUACUAGUGCGUUAAAAAAUGUACUAGUGCUAGUUGUACGCUACCAGUGCUAGUGGUACGGUACCAUUACCACUUGUAGCGGUACCAUUAGCAGUACCAGUACCACUGGUAGCGGUACUAGUACCAUUAUCACUGGUAGUGUACCACUAGAGACUAGCACAAAAAAAUCAGAUCUGAAAUAUGAAAAAUCACAGAUCUGGAAAAAAAAAAUCAGGGAUGACGAAAGGGGGAGGCAGGGGAGAGGCGGUGACCUCGUGGCGAUGGUGGUGGUGGGAGACAGAGGGCGGCGGGAGGGUUGCGACGACGGUGGUGGUGGGAGGAGGAGGCCGCGAUGGCUGCGAGGCGAGGGACGUGACAGUGCUGGGAGGCUGAGGACGCGAUGACGGAAGUGAUGAGAGGCGGAGGGGGGGCGGGUCGGCAAGACGGCUGCGACGACGGUGGUGGCAGCUGAUGGAGAGAGAGAGGGAAGAGAUGGGAGGAAGAAGAAAGAUGGUGUGAGAGAGAGAGGGGGGAAAGAGAGAAUGUAGGGUUUUAGGUAUUAAUAAGGGUAAUAAUCUAGUGUGGUCAAUUUUUUUCGUCCAAAAAUACCCUUAACCCAAUUUGUACCAUUGAUUUGAAAAAGAAAAAAAAAGAGACAAGAGAGAAUGAAUCCUAUGGUUAUAAAAUGAGUUGUCAAUCUCACAACCUCUAAUGGGGUUGUCACAGUAUCUUAUAAAAAAACACAUCAAGAGUAAUUUGAGAAGUCUCUGUUUACGGUUUAAUAUCAAGGAGAGGAAAAAUGGCCCGGAUUUCUUUUUUCAGAAAAAAUUGAGCUCCUACCCUAAUCCCCAAAUUCUCUUGAGUUGAGCUCUAUUCUACUCUCUGGAUACUGGGGUUGUGUAUUUAACAAAAGGGCGGGAAAGUUGAAAUUAUCACCGCAUUUUCACUCCCAUGGGCAUUAGCUCUUUCUUCAAUCCAAAACCCUAACCUUGCCACAGCUCCACUCCCAUUCCCAGAAUUCCGUCCAAUGGCAGCGAUCGACCCUUUCGCGUCCAUAGCCGAGCUAUGCUCGUUAUCGUCUUCCCAAGAAGAGUACUUGCUCCGCUCUCGUUUCGCGCUGGAGCCUCCACCCGAUUCUCCCAUCCCAUUCCUCUCCGACUCCAGCCAAGACGCCGCUUCUGCCGAUCCCCGCCUCGAAUCAACGCCGAUAAGGAUGGAAUCUCUGCCAGAGACCCCCGUCGAGGAGAAUCAACCCGAAGACAGUCCCGGCGGCGGCGUUCAGGCGACGAGCGGCGGAGCUGGAGAUGACGACGACAGCGACAAAGAUACCGUGGUGAUCGGUGGCGGUUCUUCGGAAGAGGAUUCGGCAGCUGUCGACUUGAGCAGGGAUACGUAUCCACUGUUCUCCAUUGAGCCCGAAUCGGAGUCGACGGAGAGGAUCGAAAGCCAGGACAAGGUAAUUCUCUGCAAUUCUGAAGAACCUAGGGCGCUAGAUGGGGAAUUGGGUUUCGGUGAUGGUGGUGUUUGCAAACCUCUUAUCACAGUAUCUAGAAAUUCUGAUAAAGUUGGGGGUUCUGGAAUUUCCGUGAGUGAGAAGAAAUGGAAGGGACUAACAAGAUGCCUGGGCUUAUUGCAGUCGGUAUCCGAGAAGCGAGAGGGUAGUAGUAGUUGUUGCAGAACUCCAUUGCUGCGGACUCCGCAAUCUCAUUUGGGCAGCGACCCGGCUCUAGUUGUACAGAGAUCGAUAGUUUCUUUGCAGAAAUUGGGGUCUCCAUUGAAAGGACUAGCAACUGCGAGUGAGAAACAAGGGGGGAAUUUCAGCAAAAGCACCUCUCUGCAAACUUCACAAGCUAAUUUGGGCAUUGAGCCAGCUCCAGUUCUACAGAGAUCUCUGAAAUCUCUGGAGAAAAUGGGGUCUACCACGCAAGAACGAAAACAAGGACCGAAACCUGUUCAGGUUGGCAAUCGGUUAGCAUCUGCAAUAGCAAUAGAACGCACGGCUGAUGGAAAGAGUGAAGCAGCACAACGAGGAUCAGCUGCAAAGAGGAAGCUGGAGUACGUUGGUGAGGGUUUGGACUCAAAUGCUGCUGCCGAAACUAACAUGGUGGAAACUGUAGAGCACAUGACUAUGAGCCAGGGAGAUGCUUCUGUGCGUAGAAGUGGUAAAAGAGCUAAGGAACCAAGUAGAUCAUCUCCAGAGAUGGCUGCAUUAUUGGGUCUCCUGAAUAUUUUUGCAGCAAAGGAACCUGUCCGUGAUUCCAAAGUCGAAAGCAUGAGUCUCAUUGACAUUUGCAAGAUGCACGGCAUGACCUUUCCUUAAGGGAAGAAGUCAUUUGAUUGUCCAGAAAGGUGAGGAUAAAACUGGGUUUUAGCU